Leptosia nina is the source of this 1491-nucleotide messenger RNA. The record is from the annotation of a GenBank genome assembly. NCBI's taxonomy places the organism in Eukaryota, Metazoa, Arthropoda, Insecta, Lepidoptera, Pieridae.
AUGGAGACCCGAAAGUAUUUACGUUUAGUUUUCAUACUUACCUGCUUUCAAAUAUACUUUAUAGAAGGUCGUCUAAGUGAAAAGCGCAGGGAUAAAAGUGACAGGAGAUACCAUAAUAACCAAGCCAAAGACAACAUAUGUGAAGUGCCAAAUAGAGAUGCAAAGGUCCACUGCUACUGUGAAAAUACAGACGCGUACCAAGCAACGCGAGUAGAUUGCUGGGUGUUUAACGGUGGAAUAGAUGAAGCCGAUCCCAUUUGGACCACAUUCAAUGCCCAGCCUCACAUAGAACGAUUAGCAUUCAACGUACGGUCAGACGGAGCCCUGUCGUUCGUGCCACUUAAUGUUAUUCAUAAAUUAAAGCGGUUGAAAAAGUUGCAAUUGAACUAUGCGACCUUGAACCGAAUAGAAAAAAGAACGUUCACAAAUAUGUCCAGCGUAAGAGAAAUAACGUUAAAGAACAAUCAAAUAACGGAAUUGGACUUUUCCGCGUUCGCCAGUCUCCCUUCGCUUGUAAACUUGACUAUAAAAGGAAAUAAAAUGACCGAACUCCAGAGGGAUGUAUUCGUCGAUUUACCGAGUCUCAGAUAUCUCGAUUUAUCGUUUAGCACUAUUAAUCUAGUUCACGAUGGAUGCUUUGAACAUUUAAAUGUACUCAACGAUUUAGUAUUAGAGGCUAAUUUAAUUUCAGUUCUAACGAAAGACACUUUUAGAGGGCUCUCAAAUUUGACGAGAUUGGAUUUGAGAUCGAACAAACUGUCAAUGAUAGGAGACUUGACAUUUAUCGAAUUGUGGAACUUAAAUGAACUUCUUUUGGACAAUAAUAACUUAAAAUAUUUAUCGGAAAGGGCGUUCGAUGGAUUGGCCUUGUUACAGAAAUUGACUAUGACUGGCAACAAAUUACAGACUAUCAACGAAGUGCUUCUAGAGGGCGUAAGAGGUCUCGAAUUGCUGGAUUUAAGGAAUAAUGAAAUUGAAUUAUUCUCUUACGAAACUGUAAAGCCGAUUUUGGAAAAUUUGAAAAUGCAAACUUCUGUAUUAUAUUUAAGUGGUAACAAAUUGAGGUGUGAUUGUCGUCUGACCUGGAUUCAAGUGCUGCGUAAUGAAUCGAAAAGUGAACCCCUCAGACAAGCGCUCGACGAAGUCACCUGCAUACCAAAUACAUCUGAAAGCAUAGACACCGCUUUGAGCCCUGAUAAUAAACAAAAGUUAGAUUCGUUUGAAGUUGAGUCUGCGAGUGAUACUCCUCAACGUAAUGACAAAGAUGAAGCGAUGACUACGAACAAAUACGGCCCCGACAAACUUCUCUUAAAUCAAGUCGUUUUAGUGGACAUGCCUCCAGAAACCCUGCCUUGCCCCAGUCAACUGGGUCAAAAUGGUGAAGACUCGUUAAUGUUGUCAUCGAAAGAUGAAAAUUAUUGGCAGCCAAAUUGUAGUAUUAAAAUACUCACAAACUACUUAAUCCUUGCUUUAGUUUUAGUUAUAAUAUAG